AUGCCCACUGUACUGCAGGAAAGUUUUAUAGAAUCACUACAAUCCAAAAUUUAUUAUAGAACAAAAUUUGAAUCAUCAUUCGAUUACUGCAACGCGUUUGAUGAUAAUAGCAAAUUCCUAGGAAAAAGAUCUGAGAUAUAUAAAAAUGAAAAAAUUAAAAGUUUUGCAAAUAAGCUUAUGAGUCCUUUGUGUUAUGUGGCUUUUAAUAAUGAAGGAGAUGAAUGUAAUAAGAAAUGUCAUUAUUUGUACUAUUGGUUAGGAAAUGAAUUAUUUAAUAAAUUAGAGGAAGAUUCAUUUUCAGAAGUUAUUGAAAUACUUGAGGAUGUUUCAAAUGUUCUCUCUGGGGGUGGUAAAUGCAAAUGUAAAUUUUUUAAAAAUAUUAAUAAGGAGAAGUUUGAAAAAAUGAAGAUUGUUUAUGAUUACUGUAAAGAUCACGAUAACAUUAAGAGUACUCUUGAAGGUCAUAUUAAUAAGUGCACUAAAGAAGUUAAUGAUUAUCUUGUUAAAGCCACUAGUAUAUAUGAGGAAGUAUAUAAAUGUACAGUAAAUAAUUCUGAAACGUAUUGUUCUGUACUUAAAGAGCAUGCUCCUAUUUGUUUUGAAAAAAAGUUAUCUCAUUUGACAUGUAAAAUAAAGGAUCUUACCGCAAAUGAACAAGGUACAAGUCAUUAUAACACUACUAUUUUGGACCCAGAACUUGUAAUUAAUGUAUCUGCCUUUAGUUCAUCUCAAAUUUUUCUGUUCUUUGUUCUACCCUUUGUCGGCAUUUUCUUCAUUGGCUUCCUACUAUAUAAAUUUACUCCAAUUACAUCAUGGAUACACCCUAAAGUAUUAAAGAACAAAUUAAUUAGACGUAACUUGGAUUAUAUUGAUACACUAGAAUUAACACAACGCACAUAUGAACAAAGAAAAUCAAAUUUAGAUAGAAGACAACUAAAUGUAGCAUACCAUGCCUCAUGA
Plasmodium malariae is the source of this 960-nucleotide messenger RNA. Its product is annotated as PIR protein. Lineage: Eukaryota; Apicomplexa; Aconoidasida; Haemosporida; Plasmodiidae. The record is from RefSeq and is a predicted model, not a curated record. The coding region runs from base 1 to 960 and encodes 319 amino acids. The transcript has 3 exons.